GGUCCUUAAACGAAUUCUCCGCCCACCCAGACACCCGGUCCACGUCCAAUUGUGGUAUUGCUCUUUAAAGGUACAUCGCUGUUGUACGAGGUCCUUACGGAUCAAUACAGAUGUAUCUCAGGCGUCACAGGCGUAAACAAGUAUUUCCAGACCAUGGCUCAAAGCUUCACUCAAGAAUAUUUCCAGAUUCCUUCCGUUACCAGAGCGUACACUACAGCUUGUGUUUUGACAACAGCUGCUGUGCAACUGGAGGUCAUCACCCCAUUUCAGCUUUAUUUCAACCCAGACCUGAUCAUUAGAAGAUAUCAGAUAUGGCGGCUGAUCACCAACUUCCUAUUUUUUGGCUCACUUGGCUUCAGUUUUUUGUUCAAUAUCAUCUUUCUAUAUCGAUAUUGCCGCAUGCUGGAGGAAGGGUCUUUCAGAGGCCGCACUGCAGAUUUCGUAUUUAUGUUCCUGUUUGGUGGUGUCCUCAUGACUUUAUUUGGCCUCUUUGCAAACCUGUUCUUCCUGGGCCAGGCAUUCACGAUCAUGUUGGUGUAUGUGUGGAGUAGGAGGAAUCCCUAUAUACGCAUGAACUUCUUCGGCCUACUGAACUUCCAGGCACCAUUUCUGCCCUGGGUGCUCAUGGGAUUCUCAUUGUUGCUUGGCAAUUCCAUUGUUGUUGACCUUCUAGGGAUUGGAGUAGGACACAUCUACUACUUUCUUGAGGAUGUGUUUCCAAACCAGCCUGGAGGCAGGAAGCUGUUGAUAACACCUGAACUGCUUCGAACUGUGUUUGACACCCCAGAGGAUGACCCUGGCUACUCCCCUCUCACUGAGGAGCCAGCCGGAGAGUUCUGGCAGGACCGUGGUGUAGACGGAGGGGAGCCCAAUGACCAGGGUCAGUAGAACGGGGACCGUCUAACCCCAAGAGACACCCACGGCCAACUGAAGAAACCAGGAGCUGUUCAGCUGCAGAUGAAGAAGCUUUACACCUCAGAGGGAUGCAAAUGAAGAGGGCAAGAACAUAUCUUUCCAAUCCAGUGUCCACUGGGACUAACCGUAGUGCUUCGUCUUCAUCCUGCAGACAUCUGGGCCAGUAACUAGAAAUGUCUAUUGCAAUCGGAGGCCGAUGAGGAAUGCAACCUUAACACUACCGCAUGCAUCUCUGGCUGUGGUACUAAUGGCACACGUGAGUUCAAACAGCAAACAGAUGCAAACUACAUUCUUGUUGCAUCUUUGUGGCCCUUCCUCUCUGUUGGGGUCAACACAAGGCCCUGUGGUGCUACUCGACUCGCUCAAAUCUGCCGACUAUCUGAAAUCCUUUACCCAGGAACCUGCACCGUCUGCACUUUCCGACUAUUGCCUUUGUGGGUGAAGCAUUGGUGCCAAAUAGAAAUAGCUUAGUACAUCAGCAACAGCUGUGUUGUGCUGGGUGUUGUACGCAUGAACAAUGCAUGCCAAUUCCAAAAAUGUAUAAUAUACCAAACAACCAUCUGUACACUAAAUUAGUUAGCUAACCUUUCAUCUGAUUGCAUGGUCACAUUGGUUUAAUUACAUUCAAAGACAUGACAUUUAAAACAUUUUACAUAACGAUAAAGCAAUGAAGAUCAUUUAACUUUUAUUUUCGUAAGAAUUAUUCAAAUGUACAAAAAGACAAAUACAACAUAAUAUUUUC
Esox lucius (northern pike) is the source of this 1657-nucleotide messenger RNA. It is a transcript of the gene derl3, whose product is annotated as derlin 3. The transcript has 7 exons. NCBI's taxonomy places the organism in Eukaryota, Metazoa, Chordata, Actinopteri, Esociformes, Esocidae. Gene Ontology annotation, biological process: endoplasmic reticulum unfolded protein response. The record is from RefSeq and is a predicted model, not a curated record. Gene Ontology annotation, molecular function: misfolded protein binding; ubiquitin-specific protease binding. The coding region runs from base 154 to 888 and encodes 244 amino acids. Gene Ontology annotation, cellular component: endoplasmic reticulum membrane; Hrd1p ubiquitin ligase ERAD-L complex.